AUGGGGGAGGCUCAAUUUGGAGUUCGGCAUAUUAUAGGCGCCCCGAUUGCAACCACUAGAUUGGCCGAGCAAGCAUUAGUAUGCAUGCCGCCAAGAGCUGCCAAGUUUACUCUCUCAGAAUGGAAACUCAGCAACGAUCAGAGAUGCAGGAACACCGAGGAUCAACAGCAACUUGCCGAUCGAAUCUUAGGAGAAAGCGAGAGGGUACGUAUAGAAACCGCCGAGAGAGCUCAUAUUAUGAAGUCGACAACCGACAGACGCCUCGAAGAAAGAAUAGGGGACGUCGAGUUCAACAAAAAUGAACUGCAGAUUCAACGCCGCGAAAUCUGCAUCGAACUGGAAGCCUUAGGUGUUUACAAGACACGACUCCAAGACUGUCUUAGUUCAUUACAGGCCAAUGCUCUAAACAUCUGCCGAAAGUGUCUUAUGUUGAGGGACGGACGAUUAGGAAUAGAUUUAGUUGUAGAUGAGGUAGAACACGCGUUACAACAAGAAAUCACAACUAUCCUAGGGGGCCAAAGUCUUUUAAAGCGCGUUUUAGAGCAAUUGAAUGAGCAAAUGAGACGUUUACGCUCUACUCGAUACCUACUCGAUAGAGACUUGCAAUAUAAACAAGCAGCUAUAGAUGUGGAUAAGGAUAACUUAUCCCUUAAGCCUACGGAUCUCUGUUUGUCUGUUUACGAAGGCUAUGCAAACCUUGAUCCUGCAAAUAUAUCUGCUGAAGAAUAUAACUCUUAUUCAGCAAAGAAUAUACAAAGUGCGGCGAGGGAAGUGACCAGCUCAAGACCGAUCAAGAUGUUCGUGGAUACGCUGUUAAAGCAAGUGAUAGAUGAUUUGUGGGUGGCAUACAAAAAGUGCAAUCACGAAUUCAGUGAGAGAAUCAAAGAAACUAAAUUAGCUAAAGCGAAAUUAGAGGAUAUGCAUCGUGAAACAUCACAAAAGAUCUCUGACAUGCAAGACAACAUUUUGCUACUGCAGAAAGCUCUGUCUGAUAAAGAAGGGCAUAUUGCAUUAGCCCAUACACGAUUGGGGAGAAGAGCAAAUAGAAUUGGUGCUGAAUUAGUGAAGGAUCCUCCUGGUCAAUCACUGUAUUAUGAGUGCGAGAUGCUUAGACACAGUACUGAACAACUACAGCAAAUGCUGCAAGAGGCUACAUCUUCUCUUCGUUAUUUAUUGCAAACGCAGAUUCAAUUGGAAGAGGAUAUUAAUGUGAAAAUGAACACAUUGAAAAUUGACGAAGUGGAUUGUAUGACUUUAAGAGAGACCAUGGACUAUCAUGCAUAUUGAAGUAAAAUCAUGAUUUGUCCUAUAUAAACAUCGUAGAGCUUCUUUAAGAGUAGCUCGGUGGCGUAGUGCAUAAGUGCUGUGACCCGCGAUCGUUUCAAUUUUCUCAAGGGUCGGUCGUGACUGACUGCCCGUGACCUUCCGGUAGGAAGGGUGAUCAAAAAAUGUCAUCUCAAGCCACACCGUGUUUCGAAAGGCACGUUAAGCCGUCGGUCCGGACUGCAUUUGCAACUGUUUAUACCCUCCAAUCCGGAUUGGGUCAGCGUGGACGGUCAUGGCCCAUCUCCCUUACCAUCCACAAGGAAGGCCUGAGCCCCUGCAGUGAAGACGUAAUAGGACGGAUGAUGAUAAUCUUAAAGCUUGAUUUAAAAUUUUUGAAAGUUAAAUAUUUGAUAGAUAUGCUUUUUUUAA
This is a messenger RNA of Diatraea saccharalis (sugarcane borer), 1695 nucleotides long. The record is from the annotation of a GenBank genome assembly. Lineage: Eukaryota; Metazoa; Arthropoda; Insecta; Lepidoptera; Crambidae.